GUAUUUACUUUUUAAUGUUACAUCGAAGUGUUUCAUGUAUGAAACAUUUUGCGGCAUUUUACUAUUUAAUGGUGAUUUGAUUCAAGUUGGUAUUACUCGUAAAUCAGCAGAAGCAUCAUGUCCUCUGAUGCAGUCAGUGAUUCCCGAGCUAAUGCUAAUGAGCAGGAGGUCCAGGCUGAAGGAACUGAAACACUGUCAAAAAGACAGAGGAAGAAACUUCUCAAGCAGCAACUAUGGGAAGAACAGAGAGACCUGCGCAAGCAGAAGCGCAAGGAGCGGAAGCAGCAGCGGAAGUUGGAAAAACAGACGCAGAGUGAGGAUAGAACAGACUUUCCAGACAGAAAGCGUGUUCGCAAAGAGGCAGAGCCUAGUCCUCUCCGUCUGGUCAUAGACUGCAGCUUUGACAACCUCAUGAUGCUCAAGGAUGUAAAGAAACUUCACAAGCAGAUUCAGAGAUGCUAUGCAGAGAACAGAAGAGCAGCACACCCAGUGAAGUUUUAUAUAACAAGCCAUGAUGGGCAGUUGAAACAAUAUAUGAACGAAAUUAACAAAGGCUGGGUCAACUGGAAGGAUGUCCAUGUCAAGUCAGAGCAUUUUCAUGAAGUCUUAAGCAAAGAGGAUUUGGUGUAUCUUACCUCUGACUCGCCCAACAUUCUCCAGGAGCUUGAUGAGACCAAAGCCUACGUGAUUGGAGGCCUGGUGGACCACAAUCACCAUAAAGGAAUCUCUUUUAAACGGGCCACAGAUCUUGGAAUCGCUCAUGCUCAACUUCCACUGGGAACUUUUGUCAAGAUGAACAGCCGCAAAGUGCUCGCUGUCAACCAUGUGUUUGAGAUUAUGUUGGCAUAUCUGGACAAACAUGACUGGCAAGAGGCUUUCUUCACUGUACUGCCUCAACGUAAAGGAGCUGUACCUCUGGACCAAGAGGACAAAGAGGAGCAGGAUGAGAAUGAAGAAGACUCUGAUGCAUGUGAGCCAGGGACACAAAACAGUGAUGAUACAAAAGACCAAAGAAACGGGAAACAGGAUAAACUUGAAACUCAACACAACCAGUCAGAUUCAUGUGAACGGACUGCUGUGUAAGAAGAAUUUUUUUUUAUUUUAUUUCUUUUAUUUUUUUUUUCAUUUUAUGUAAAUUUUAUUUCAUGCCAGGGUUUGGAAAGACUUGUGCUGAAAAAGAUUUUUGUUUUGCUUACCAGUGCCUAAGUUAUUGAUAUUUUUGUUUCAACAGUAAUGAAAGUGAUUUUGAGAUAUGAGUGUUUAUCUGCCAAUAAAGAUGAGAUCUGAUCUCCUGCCAAAUGUACUGUUUAUGUCCAGACAUGUCAUUGUGUUUUCAAGUUUUUAUUUUCAAGAAUAAAUAAAAA
Clarias gariepinus (North African catfish) is the source of this 1364-nucleotide messenger RNA. RefSeq names its product tRNA methyltransferase 10A (gene trmt10a). The record is from RefSeq and is a predicted model, not a curated record. Lineage: Eukaryota; Metazoa; Chordata; Actinopteri; Siluriformes; Clariidae. The coding region runs from base 118 to 1083 and encodes 321 amino acids. Gene Ontology annotation, cellular component: cytosol; nucleoplasm; nucleus. The transcript is spliced from 8 exons. Gene Ontology annotation, biological process: tRNA N1-guanine methylation. Gene Ontology annotation, molecular function: tRNA binding.